Messenger RNA from Symbiodinium natans, 1242 nucleotides. Lineage: Eukaryota; Dinophyceae; Suessiales; Symbiodiniaceae. The record is from the annotation of a GenBank genome assembly.
AUGGACUUUUCGUUGGGCGGGCUGGCACUGUUAGCAGGCUACCGCGCUACUUUGUGCAAGAGCGAAGACAGCGAGCAGUUUGACAGGGCCGCCAUCGCCUACGCAUACGCCGAAGCGGACCCCAUGUAUUUGGUCGACAGGACCCUUUACCGGCAGGCGGGACACGGAGUGUGCCAGACGGGGUCUGCUCUGACCAGCGACGUGGAUGACAGAGGGAGGGCCAUCGACCGCACCUUCGACGGAUCCGAUUUGCGGCGCCAUGACCACUUUUUCGAUCACAGGAAGACAGGCAUGCACGGCGGCCAUGCAGGCAUGCACUUCGGCAGCCCGGUUUUGGGGGAGCGGAAGGCCCCCAUCCACCACAACUGGCGCAAGAUCCAGGAGGCAAUCGGGACAUUGGGCGUGAUCCUCUUCUGCCUCCUCCUGGGCUCCGUGGCCGUUGUGGUGGCACCCUGGAGUCAGCAGAACGCCAACGCGCACCUCUCCAUCCUAACUGGCGCUCUGCAGGAUGGUGCCUUGCCUGGGACAUUCUCAAACCAGUCAGCGCAUGAGGGUAAGGUCCUCGGCCAGGCGCUGGCGCCGAUGAAGAAGACGCUGCCGGAUAACCUCGGCGUUGUGCUCCGCUCUUUCUCCGUGGUGGCGGUGGCGGAGCUAUUUGAUAAGACCUGGUUCGUGGCCCUGAUUUGUGCCAUGAACUACGGCAGAAGCCGCGCCUUCCUUGGCGCGUACGCGGCGCUCGUCGUACACGUGCUGCUGGCAGCGGUGCUGGGCGUUGCCAUCGCCCAGCUCUUUCCGGUGCAAGUGCUCUGCUUUACCACGGCGGCCGUCUUCUUGCUUCUGGCCCUAGCUUAUUUCAUCGACUUUUUUGGGGCAGGCAAAGAUGAUGACGUGAUCCAGGAGCGAACAGGUGAAGCACAAGAGGCAUUGCAGGGUGGAGAGGAGAAGAGAGCGCAACCUUGGGGAGACGUCAUCCUGCGCGUCUUCAUCGCGGUCUUCAUUGCCGAGUGGGGAGACAGGACGCAAGUGGCCAUGGUGUCCCUCCACUCCUCGGCUCCCUGGGUUCCCGUCUGCCUCGGAUCGAUGUUGGCCUUCCUGGUCCUCACGCUCAGCGCGGUGCUUGCGGCUUCACUGCUGGAAGGUACGAAGCUGAGCGAGAGGCUUGUGUCAGGGCUGAGUGCCUGUAGCUUCCUCUUGUUUGCCGUCUUAGCCGUUCGAGACGGCAUAUCGGCGAGCAGGUCAUAG